Messenger RNA from Striga asiatica, 834 nucleotides. The record is from the annotation of a GenBank genome assembly. NCBI's taxonomy places the organism in Eukaryota, Viridiplantae, Streptophyta, Magnoliopsida, Lamiales, Orobanchaceae.
AUGCAGCACUUCCACCAGAUCAUCAUGCGGGCCCGCAUCCCAAAGCCCGCUCGCGAAAAACUCCUUGGCCCGGCCCUGCCUCAACAGCAUACACCCCCAAGCCACGAUAUUAAACCCAUUCCCAUACAAAGAAAACGAGGGGUCAAGCACCUUCUUAUCCGACAGCAGCUCGAGAAGAACCACCCCAUAACUGUACACGUCAGCCUUAUCCGAAACCCGACACGUCAUCGCGUACUCCGGUGCGACGUACCCGAAAGUCCCCGCUACGCCAGUUGUCGCGUGGGUCUCCGAGGUGCCCAAAAGUCGAGCCAGCCCGAAAUCCGACAGGUAAGCAUUGUAAUCCUCGUCGAGAAGAAUAUUGCUCGGUUUUACGUCUCGGUGGAGGACACGUGGCACGCACUGGUCGUGCAGGUACGCCAGCGCGUGCGCGAUGUCCAAAGCGAUUUUGUGGAGGACUCGCCAGUCGACUGCCCGAGUCAUCAAGAACAUCUCGUUUUCGCUCGCGUGGUAACCGAUCAGCGUCACGAGGUUCGGGUGGCGAAGCCGGCCGAGCGUCUUGAUCUCCGCGUCGAACUGCUGGACGCCCUGAAAACGGCCAACAGCGAGGCGCUUGAUGGCGACAAGGACACCUGGCGUGAUCUCGGCCUUGAACGUGGCCCCGAAUCCCCCAUUGCCGAUACAGUUGCUCGCGUUGAAAUUCCCCGUGGCGCGGACCACGUUUUCGAAGGUGAGGGGGACGCCUAUGUCGGUGAAGACGAUGACUUCUUUUCGGACGGUUGUGCUGACUCGGGACCUGGGUUUCCAUUUUCGGGUGUAGAAGAAAAGGAUUAUUAA